Messenger RNA from Hermetia illucens (black soldier fly), 6873 nucleotides. Its product is annotated as inositol hexakisphosphate and diphosphoinositol-pentakisphosphate kinase. The transcript is spliced from 20 exons. Gene Ontology annotation, biological process: inositol metabolic process; inositol phosphate biosynthetic process. NCBI's taxonomy places the organism in Eukaryota, Metazoa, Arthropoda, Insecta, Diptera, Stratiomyidae. Gene Ontology annotation, cellular component: cytosol. The coding region runs from base 940 to 6807 and encodes 1955 amino acids. The record is from RefSeq and is a predicted model, not a curated record. Gene Ontology annotation, molecular function: diphosphoinositol pentakisphosphate kinase activity; inositol hexakisphosphate kinase activity; 5-diphosphoinositol pentakisphosphate 1-kinase activity.
GGAAAUUUCAGUGUCGCUUCGGAAUAAGUUACUUUCGGACGGGCUCACGGGCAGUCUAUUAGUCUAAUAUGUAGUCAAUAGUAUCUAAUCUAGUCAACAGCACAUAAGAAGUCUAAUGAGAUACGAAUUAACGUGUUGGCAUUGAAAAUUUACGUAUAACCGCCUCCGAAUAUAAAUCCGCGAAGCGAUACUUGGUUCAAUACUUGAUUUUCUAUUUGACGAGAUUCAAAUAUUUUUCAAUAGAAUUUAUGAGCUGAGGUGCAUCGCGUGAUAUUUUUACGAAUCAUUAACUUCAAAAAUCGCAAAAUCGUCGUGGAGCUCUCAAUCGUUUGAUUAUAAUUUAAAUUUACGGUCGGCCCCUUAUUUGCCAUUUCUAGUGUGCGCCGUAAAAAUAGAAAUAAACAAUAUUUCCCACAAGUAUCCGCGGUGCACAAAGAGCGUACAACUAAGUGUUUUGUCCGGUGGUCGAUCAUAUGAGAGGCUUUCCUUAUUGUACGCGAAUAUAAAUAUUCUUCCUGUUGUUAUUGAACUCAGAUACUUUCUAUUACUCGUUCCCCGCCGAGACGGUACCGGGCCAAUUUUCCCCCCAUCAUAAUAAACAAAAAUUUUAAUUUUAACGCCAGGUUGCGUCGUUGGUUUCUAAGUUGUUAAAAUUUUAAGUUAGUUUCCAUGAAGUAAGCGGAAAAGUGCAACUAAUCUAAUAUUAACAGUGGAGAUGGCGGAAAAGUUCUGUGUGCGUGAUCCAAUCUUAUUGAUUAGUAUCAUCUUUCAUGCUAAGUGAAAAUCAUUCCCUGUGAGUGUCCACCAAAGUUACUCCGCAGAAAUCAAUAUCCAUGAGUUCGAACGUAAUUUCCCUUGUGCUUUUGUAAAAUUCCUAAACUCCUUGUGCAUGUUGAAUUCCUGACGUCAUCGAACUCGUGAAUUAACAAUAGAAAAGUUAUGAUGGAAUGGACAUGGUUAAAAGAUUGGUGGCGUUUGAAACGCUUACGAAAUCGGAAUACCAUCCUGGAUGGAUGCACGCGCGAUAACGGAGACGAUGGGGAGGCGGAAAAUGAUGACGGAAACGAGGAGGAUGACGAGAAUGAAAUGUGCUUUUGCGACGAUUGCAUAAAUGGUGACAUUGAUGUUUGCGGAGACAACAACGAUGGCAUGGAUUCAGACUGUAGCGUCUCGUCCAAUUCCGGCAAGCAAGUCAUUGUCGGAAUUUGUGCGAUGGCAAAGAAGUCCCAAUCCAAACCGAUGAAAGAAAUUUUAACGCGCUUACAAGAGUUCGAAUAUAUUAAAAUGGUGGUAUUUGAGGAGGAUGUUAUUUUAAAAGAACCUGUUGAAAACUGGCCAAUAUGUGAUUGCCUGGUCUCCUUUCACUCAAAAGGUUUCCCACUAGAAAAGGCUAUCCAGUACGCUCAACUUAGGAAACCUUACGUUAUAAACAAUCUCCACAUGCAAUACGACAUUCAGGAUCGUAGAAAAGUUUAUGCAAUUUUGGAAAGUGAAGGAAUUGAAAUUCCUAGAUAUGCUGUAUUAGAUAGGGAUUCCCCAGAUCCUAAACAACAUGAAUUAGUCGAAUCCGAAGAUCAUGUUGAGGUGAAUGGUGUCACGUUCAACAAACCAUUCGUUGAGAAGCCUGUGUCAGCCGAAGACCAUAAUAUUUAUAUAUAUUACCCGACAUCUGCUGGCGGUGGUAGCCAACGACUAUUUCGGAAAAUUGGUAGCCGGAGUAGUGUUUAUUCACCGGAAUCCAGAGUUAGAAAGACGGGUUCAUUCAUAUAUGAGGAUUUCAUGCCAACAGAUGGUACUGACGUCAAAGUGUAUACGGUCGGCCCAGACUAUGCUCAUGCGGAGGCAAGAAAAAGUCCCGCCCUGGAUGGUAAAGUGGAACGCGACAGCGAAGGCAAAGAAAUUCGAUACCCUGUCAUAUUGAGUAAUGCAGAGAAAUUAAUAUCGCGUAAAGUAUGUUUGGCAUUCAAACAAACAGUUUGUGGUUUCGAUUUACUAAGAGCAAAUGGUAAAUCGUAUGUCUGUGAUGUAAAUGGUUUUAGUUUUGUCAAGAAUUCCAACAAAUAUUACGAUGACUGCGCCAAGAUUUUAGGAAAUAUGAUACUACGCGAAUUGACACCAACUCUACAUAUUCCGUGGUCAGUACCUUUUCAAUUGGACGAUCCACCAAUUGUGCCAACAACAUUCGGUAAAAUGAUGGAGUUAAGAUGUGUUGUGGCGGUGAUAAGACACGGUGAUCGAACACCAAAGCAAAAGAUGAAAGUUGAAGUGCGACACCCAAAAUUUUUUGAAAUUUUUGAGAAAUAUGAUGGAUACAAACAUGGUCAUGUGAAAUUGAAACGUCCAAAACAACUACAGGAAAUAUUGGAUAUAGCAAGAUCGCUAUUGGCGGAAAUACAGACAAAAGCAGCUGAUUCGGAAAUCGAGGAGAAGCAAGGGAAACUGGAACAACUAAAAAGCGUUCUUGAGAUGUAUGGUCACUUUUCCGGAAUAAAUCGAAAAGUUCAAAUGAAAUAUCAACCGAAGGGACGUCCAAGAGGGUCAAGCUCUGAUGAUGGUAACAAUAUUUCAUCUAACGCGCCAAAAGAUCCCUCAUUAGUUUUGAUUUUGAAAUGGGGUGGGGAAUUGACACCUGCUGGUCGUAUUCAAGCUGAAGAAUUGGGAAGAAUAUUUCGUUGCAUGUAUCCAGGAGGGCAAGGAAGACAUGACUACUCCGGAACUCAAGGUCUUGGUCUGCUAAGACUCCAUUCGACUUUUCGACACGAUUUGAAAAUCUAUGCAUCAGAUGAAGGUCGUGUUCAGAUGACUGCUGCCGCCUUUGCAAAAGGUUUACUAGCAUUGGAAGGUGAACUGACUCCAAUUCUUGUGCAAAUGGUUAAAAGUGCUAACACAAACGGUCUGCUUGACAAUGACUGUGAUUCUAGUAAAUAUCAAAACAUGGCCAAAAAUCGUCUUCACGAGCUGAUGCAGGUUGAUCGCGAUUUCACGGUAGAAGAUCGAGAGGCUAUCAAUCCUACAAACAGUAUUAGUAUAAAUCAAGCUUUGGACUUUGUUAAAAAUCCUGUAAAAUGCUGUGCCCACGUUCAGUCUCUUAUUCAGUCACUAUUAGCAGUUAUCGCCAUUAAAAAAGAAGAUCCUAAAACGAAAGAUGCCAUUCUGUACCACGGUGAAACGUGGGAUUUAAUGGGUCGACGAUGGGAAAAAAUAGAAAAGGACUUCUCUACAAAAAGUAAAACCUUUGACAUCUCGAAAAUUCCAGAUAUUUACGAUUGUAUAAAGUACGAUUUGCAACAUAAUCAACAUACCCUUCAGUACGAACAAGCUGAGGAACUUUAUAUAUACGCAAAGUACUUAGCAGAUAUCGUUAUACCACAAGAAUAUGGAUUGACCGUACAGGAAAAGUUGACAAUAGGGCAGGGCAUAUGCACACCUUUACUAAAAAAGAUCAAAGCAGAUCUUCAACGAAAUAUCGAGGAAGCUGGAAACGAAAGUGUUAAUCGGUUGAAUCCUCGUUACAGUCAUGGAGUUUCAAGUCCCGGCCGGCAUGUACGCACAAGAUUAUAUUUUACUAGUGAAAGCCAUGUACAUUCACUUCUAACCGUUCUACGAUUCGGUGGUUUACUUAACGUACUAACUGAUGAGCAAUGGCGUCGGGCCAUGGAAUAUAUUUCUAUGGUGUCUGAACUAAACUAUAUGUCGCAAAUUGUAAUCAUGUUGUAUGAAGAUCCCACCAAGGAUCCAUGCUCAGAAGAAAGGUUUCAUGUUGAAUUGCACUUCAGUCCUGGUGUUAAUUGCUGCGUACAGAAGAAUUUGCCACCAGGUCCGGGAUUCAGACCUCAUAGUCGUAAUGAUUCUGGUCAAUCGAAAAAUGUUAGCCAAGAAGAGAACAAUCCAACGAGAAUUGAUGAAGAGAAUGACAUCAAUUUGGAGGAAAGUCCGCCUGGAAAUUCUAAAAACCCAAGCGAGCAAGCAUCCUCGCCAGAAGAAACAAGUGAAGUGGGAGCUCUUCCUAAAAAUACAAGACCAAAGCAUCUGAAGACAUCAAAACCAAUCCCGAUUGGAUCGCAUCAUACUGUAUGUGGCCACGAAGCAAUGGAUCUUGCUAAGCGACUUAGUGAGGAACUCGCAGCUCAACAAGCCAAACAGUCAGGGUCGUUGGGAACCAAUCGAGCCCUGAGCCCCGACGCUGAACCUCGUUCACGAUCAUAUGAACAACAGCAUCCAAAAACGAAAGAAAACAAACCCAUAGACUACGACAUAACUAAUGUCCUUUGUAGUAUCAAUCGUGACCAUUUCAGAAACAUCAGUAGUUGUAAUAAUAUAUCAAUUAAUGUAACUAGUUCUACACCGUUAUACCAAAUAGAUUCCGCAACCAACGAACUACCAUUAUCUGCGAUUGAUUUUUCGAUCAACCCCUUGACACCGGAGACCAUGAUAUCAGAUCCCCUGGAGCAUUCAAUUUCCCCCAUAUAUAUCCAUGAAAAUGAACCACGCACUCAUAUGUCACCGCUUGCCACUAAUGAGCGGCCGCUAUCUUGCACAUGUUUGAAUAUAUUAGUAUCGGAACAAGAUAACGCUACUACCGCUGUUUGCGACUUAUCAGCUUCACCAAUUCCUACUGAUUUCUGUAAUCCGGUUCCUAUUUUUUCACUAAACGAUUCAUUCAUAUUUUCAGGCAAGCGACAUAGCUGCCCUGAAUUAUAUGUAGGUCCAUAUCUAUUUUGUAGUCAGGUAUCUCAGAACGGUGACACCAUAACAUAUAGUGCUGAUAUCUUCCAAACGUGUUGCUCAGCGCCUGCAGCUUUAACUGUAGAGAGUAGUUUGACUGAUCAAUUCCCUCUCUCCUCGGGCGAUCAUGAUCCAGCCAGUAGUAGCUUAGAUGACAAUAACACCUUACAUAGUAGCAACAGCAAGUUAGUUCCAAUUGAUAGUGAUGAUUCAUGUAAUCGCAACUCCUCACUAAAUAGUAACAAUAUAGUCAAAUCGUCAGUAACAUCACUAGAAACAAUCACAUCUCAAUCUCAGUUCGCUAACGUAGAUACGAUGACAACUUCUUCAUGCAUUAAUCCUUCCUCCCCAUGUCCAUCAUCCAACCUAAAAUUGAUUAAGAGCAAUGGCGACAGUACAUCUUCCCUGUGCUCAUCUACUAUUAGUGCUUAUCCCGAUUCACCACAUGUACCCUCCGCCUCCCGAAAAAUCCGCGUAACCAUUACAAAAUCCAAUCCCACACCAUUCACCUCAGAGACUCAACUGUCCCCAUCCCCUGUCAUAGGUAGUCCUACGAUGGCAGCUUUCCUAACUCCCACUGUACCUUUAUCAUUUUCUUGUACUAAUUUUAAUCCUAUAAACCCUCAUCCAAAAAACGAUAAAAUACACAAUCCAGACACUACCACAUCAUCAGCAUCAAGUUCAGCAUCGGCAUCGGCACGACGUCAACGGCACAGCAUUGCCGGCCAGAUGAGCUAUUUUAAAAUGUUGGGAUUCGGAGGAUUCGGGAAAAAGAUGGCAACCAGUACUAACAGUUUGUUUAGUACGGCCGUGAUAAGUGGAAGUUCAUCGGCACCUAACUUACGAGAUAUGAUUCCAAGUACAGCGACACCGUCAGUUCUUGAAGGUUUCGGAGGUGUACCGCCCAUUCGACCAUUGGAAACAUUACACAACGCCCUUUCGCUGAAGCAACUCGACUCGUUCCUGGAGAAGAUGACUGUUGCACCGCUCUUCAAAACGCCAGCAUCAUCACCACCAAAAUAUCCAUCGACACCAGUUCCAACGCCAACCCAAACUCCACAAGGCUCAACGAAUGAUAGGGCAGGCCCGUCAUUUAGCUGGAGUGGUCAAUCAAGUAUGGCAAGUAGUAUUGGUUACCUGUCAAGCACUGAACCAUCGUCGCCGACUGGUGGGGAUAAGAACUCAAGAAUUUGCUCAAGCAGCGAUAUGUCGGCAAGUGUAGCGAGUACAGAAGGGAUUGGUGUCGUACUUUCAGCGGCUGAAGAACUUUCCAAAUAUUUUCCGAAACUAGAUAGCGAUUUAAAUGCAGUUGGCACCGGUAUAGAGAGUGAACAUCUGGAAUCUGAAGUAUUUACCUUGAAAGAUUCAGAACAGGAGAGUGUACGGAGCAUAACACCCAUAAGCAUGAGCUCCGAAGUUAGCACACCUCUUGCAACAAAAGGUUCAACAACAGCAGCAGAUUUGACAACUGAUGACGACGAAGAAGCUACUCUUUCAGUAGACACCUGCUUAUCCCUGCCUGUUUCAGACAAACAUCCCGAUACACCAGCAACACCAUCUCCAACUCCUUCGCUUCCGUCCAUGUCAACGAAUCGCGUCCAGAAGCAGAUCAGUCUCUAUGAAAGCGAACUGGUUUCCGCUCAUGAAUUCAAGUCCAUAGUAUUACCUAAAAAAUUGCCAGAUUACCGCAAGAAAUUUUAUGCAACUGACUCAAGUAGUCUUUCGCAGUCUUCGUCUAACGACAAUAUUUCAUUCGCUAAAUUCUCCAUUCCAUCAGCAACAGGCACUUCAUCAGCAAAAACAAAAUCUUGUAUGAAUUUGAAGAGUUUUUCAUCAGCCGGAGCAAACCAACAUCAUCCAGGGGCAGUCGUAGUCAAAGAGAAAUUCAUUGAUUUGCCCAAACGUGUUACGAGCAAUUAUCGCGGUCAUACACGAUGCGGGAGUGCCGAUGAGAAGAGAUUGUUGCAGAAUGCUCAAAUGUCACGGACAAGUGAUCUGGUAGGAUCCUUGUCGAAUCAUGGAAGUAUCCGAUCCAGAUUCGUAGCUACAAAGGUUACAGAGGGUGUAGCAGACAAUAAGUAAGAUACUUCAAUUAAUGUUCUAAUUUACCGAAUCGUAUUCCUAUUAAAUGUCCUAGUGCAGAACUUA